Molecule: messenger RNA, 9688 nt
Organism: Aethalodelphis obliquidens (Pacific white-sided dolphin)
Lineage: Eukaryota; Metazoa; Chordata; Mammalia; Artiodactyla; Delphinidae
Gene: ACACB
Product: acetyl-CoA carboxylase beta
Exons: 53
Coding region: 118-7488 (2456 amino acids)
Biological process (GO): fatty acid biosynthetic process
Cellular component (GO): mitochondrion
Molecular function (GO): ATP binding; metal ion binding; acetyl-CoA carboxylase activity
Source: RefSeq, a predicted model, not a curated record
GAGCAGUUCACCGAUGCUGUUGUGUCCUGGCUCAAUCAGAACUCGAACGGCCUUGUCUUCCUGCUCUGGGGCUCUUAUGCUCAGAAGAAAGGCAGUGCCAUUGAUAGGAUUUUGUGAAUGAUCCUGCUUCUUUUUCUAUCUUAUCUGAUUUUCUCCUGCCUGAUCUUUUCCUGGUUAAAAAGCUGGGGGAAAAUGACGGACCCCAAGGAAGUCACCAAGAGUAAAUUGAAGGUGAGCUUCAUCACAAGUCAGGAGCCUCUUCCAGCCUCUUCCAGCUCCAGGGAGCCACUGCAGGAAAAUUGCAGCAGCAGCUCUCUGCCAGAGACCCCUGACCAGGCUGAGCCAGCCUCCCACGAAGGUCCCAAAGACACCUGCCAGCAAAGAAACUCCCAGCCACCCCUGCUGCAGAAUCCCCAAGGAAACCCCCUUUCCUCCGAUGACCCCUUCCCAACAUGCCAAGCUAACAGGACAGAGAACGAAGGCCUGGAGACCCCAAAUACCAGUGGCCCGUCCGUGCUAGCCAGACCCCAGGGCCAGCGAGCCAGAACCCUCUCCAAAGAAGACAGGAAGCGGGCGCACAUCAAGAAGCAACUGAUGACCAACUUCAUCCUGGGCUCUUUUGACGACAACUCUUCCGAUGAGGACUCUGGCACUGGCUUGUUCAGAGAAUCUUCCCGGAAGGGCAGCCGCGCCAGCCUGGGGACCCUGUCCCUGGAGGCUGCUCAGACCGCAGGCGAGACUGAGACCCCUGUCCCCACUAUAAGGCCCAGCAUGUCCGGACUCCACCUGGCGAGAAGAGGCCGAGAACAGAAGAAGCCGGACCUGCACAGAGACUUUACCGUGGCUUCCCCUGCCGAGUUCGUCGUGCGCUUUGGGGGGGAUCGGGUCAUCGAGAAGGUGCUCAUCGCCAACAAUGGUAUCGCCGCCGUGAAAUGCAUGCGCUCCAUCCGCAGGUGGGCCUAUGAGAUGUUCCGAAACGAGCGGGCCAUCCGGUUUGUAGUCUUGGUAACCCCCGAGGACCUCAAAGCCAACGCAGAGUAUAUCAAGAUGGCAGAUCAGUACGUCCCCGUCCCAGGAGGGCCCAACAACAACAAUUAUGCCAACGUGGAGCUGAUUGUGGACAUUGCCAAGAGGAUCCCCGUGCAGGCGGUGUGGGCUGGCUGGGGCCAUGCUUCUGAAAACCCCAAACUUCCGGAGCUCCUGCACAAGCACGAGAUUGCUUUCUUAGGCCCUCCCAGCGAGGCCAUGUGGGCAGUGGGAGACAAGAUCGCCUCCACCAUCGUGGCCCAGACGCUGCAGAUCCCAACGCUGCCCUGGAGCGGAAGCGGUCUGACGGUGGAGUGGACAGAAGAUAGUCUGCAGCAGGGGCAAAGGAUCAGCGUCCCAGAGUACAUUUACAACGAUGGUUGCGUGAAAGAUGUCGAUGAGGGCUUGGAGGCAGCAGAAAAAAUUGGUUUUCCCUUGAUGAUCAAAGCUUCUGAAGGCGGUGGAGGGAAAGGCAUCCGGAAGGUGGAGACUGCUGAGGACUUCCCAAUACUUUUCAGACAAGUGCAGAGCGAGAUCCCCGGCUCCCCAGUCUUUCUCAUGAAGCUGGCCCAGCACGCCCAUCACCUGGAGGUCCAGCUCCUCGCUGACCAGUAUGGGAACGCCGUGUCCUUGUUUGGGCGCGACUGUUCCAUCCAGCGGAGGCAUCAGAAGAUCAUAGAGGAGGCGCCGGCCACCAUUGCCACGCCAGCCGUGUUCGAGAUCAUGGAGCAGUGUGCCGUGCGCCUGGCCAAGACCGUGGGCUACGUGAGUGCGGGGACCGUUGAAUACCUCUACAGCCAGGAUGGCAGCUUCCACUUCUUGGAGCUGAAUCCCCGCCUGCAGGUGGAACAUCCCUGCACGGAAAUGAUCGCCGAUGUCAACCUGCCGGCCGCCCAGCUACAGAUCGCCAUGGGCGUGCCUCUGCACCGGCUGAAGGAUAUCCGGCUUCUCUAUGGAGAGUCCCCAUGGGGGGUGACGCCCAUUUCUUUUGAGACCCCUUCCAACCCUCCCAUCGCCCGAGGCCACGUCAUUGCGGCCAGAAUCACCAGCGAAAACCCAGAUGAGGGGUUUAAGCCGAGCUCUGGAACGGUCCAGGAGUUGAAUUUCCGCAGCAGCAAGAACGUGUGGGGUUAUUUCAGCGUGGCUGCCACUGGAGGCUUACAUGAAUUUGCCGAUUCCCAGUUUGGGCACUGCUUCUCCUGGGGAGAGAACCGGGAAGAGGCCAUUUCGAACAUGGUGGUGGCUCUGAAGGAACUCUCCAUCCGGGGCGACUUCAGGACCACCGUGGAAUAUCUCACCAACCUCCUGGAGACCGAGAGCUUCCAGAACAACGACAUUGACACCAGCUGGUUGGAUAAUCUCAUCGCCGAGAAAGUGCAGGCCGAGAAGCCGGAUAUCAUGCUCGGGGUGGUGUGCGGAGCCUUGAACGUGGCCGACUCGAUGUUCAGGACCUGCAUGACGGAUUUCUUACACUCGCUGGAGAGGGGCCAGGUCCUCCCCGCAGACUCUCUGCUGAACAUUGUGGAUGUAGAAUUAAUCUACGGAGGCGUUAAAUACAUCCUCAAGGUGGCCCGGCAGUCUCCAACCAUGUUCGUCCUCAUCAUGAACGGCUGUCACAUCGAGAUCGACGCCCACCGGCUGAACGACGGGGGGCUGCUGCUGUCCUACAGUGGCAGCAGCUACACCACGUACCUGAAGGAGGAGGUCGACAGUUACCGAAUCACCAUCGGCAACAAGACGUGUGUGUUUGAGAAGGAGAAUGAUCCCACGGUCCUGAGAGCCCCUUCGACGGGGAAGCUGAUACAGUACAUGGUGGAGGACGGGGACCACAUCGAGGCUGGGGGCAGCUAUGCUGAGAUAGAGGUGAUGAAGAUGAUCACGACCCUGAAUGUGCAGGAAAGUGGCCGGGUGAAGUACGUCAAGCGCCCAGGGGCUGUGUUGGAAGCAGGCUGUGUGGUGGCCAGGCUGGACCUCGAUGACCCUUCUAAAGUGCACCCGGCUGAGCCAUUCACGGGAGAGCUCCCCUCCCAACCGACGCUGCCCAUCCUCGGAGAGAAACUGCACCAGGUUUUUCGCAGUGUCCUGGAAAAUCUGAGGAACAUCAUGAAGGGCUACUGUCUGCCGGAGCCUAUUUUUAGCAUCAAGCUGAAGGACUGGGUGCAGAAGCUCCUGAUGACCCUGCGGCACCCAACGCUGCCACUGCUGGAUCUGCAGGAGAUCAUGACCAGCGUGUCGGGCCGCAUCCCCGCCCCCGUGGAGAAGGCUGUCCGCAGGGUGAUGGCCCAGUACGCCAGCAACAUCACCUCGGUGCUGUGCCAGUUCCCCAGCCAGCAGAUAGCCACCAUCCUGGACUGCCAUGCGGCCACCCUGCAGCGGAAGGCCGAUCGGGAGGUCUUCUUCAUGAACACCCAGAGCAUUGUGCAGCUGGUCCAGAAAUACCGCAGUGGGACCCGGGGCUACAUGAAGGCGGUGGUGUUGGAUCUCCUGCGAAGAUAUUUGCUGGUUGAGCACCAUUUCCAACAAGCCCACUACGACAAGUGUGUGAUAAACCUCAGGGAGCAGCUGAAACCAGACAUGUCCCAGGUGUUGGACUGCAUCUUCUCCCACGCGCAGGUGGCCAAGAAGAACCAGCUGGUGAUCAUGUUGAUCGAUGAGCUCUGUGGCCCAGACCCUUCCCUGUCAGAUGAGCUGACCUCCAUCCUCAGCGAGCUCACUCAGCUGAGCAAAAGCAAGCACUGCAAAGUGGCCCUCAGAGCCAGGCAGGUCCUGAUUGCCUCCCACCUCCCCUCCUAUGAGCUGAGGCACAACCAGGUGGAGUCCAUUUUCCUGUCUGCCAUCGACAUGUAUGGCCACCAGUUCUGCCCGGAAAACCUCAAGAAAUUAAUACUCUCAGAAACGACCAUAUUUGACGUCCUGCCCACUUUCUUCUAUCAUGCUAACAAAGUCGUCUGCAUGGCAUCCUUGGAGGUUUAUGUGCGGAGGGGCUACAUCGCCUACGAGUUAACCAGCCUGCAGCACCGGCAGCUCCGGGACGGCACCUGCGUGGUGGAAUUCCAGUUCAUGCUGCCCUCCUCCCACCCAAACCGGAUGGCCGUACCCAUCAGCAUCACCAACCCUGAACUGCUGAGGCACAGCACGGAGCUCUUCAUGGACAGUGGCUUCUCCCCCAAGUCCCAGCGGAUGGGGGCCAUGGUUGCCUUCCAGAGAUUCGAGGAUUUCACCAGGAACUUUGAUGAGGUCAUUUCCUGCUUUGCCAACGUGCCUAAGGACGUUCCUCUCUUCAGCAAGGCCCGUACUUCCCUGUACUCCGAGGAUGACAGCAAGAGCCUCCGAGAAGAGCCGAUCCACAUCCUGAACGUGGCCAUCCAGUACGCAGACUACCUGGAGGACGAGCAGCUGGUGCCUGUUUUCCGGACAUUCGUUCAGUCCAAGAAAAACAUCCUUGUGGAGUAUGGACUCCGGAGAAUUACGUUCCUGAUUGCCCAAGAGAAAGAAUUUCCCAAGUUUUUCACAUUCAGAGCAAGAGACGAGUUUGCAGAAGAUCGCAUUUACCGUCACUUGGAGCCGGCCCUGGCCUUCCAGCUGGAGCUCAGCCGGUUGCGUAACUUUGACAUAACUGCCAUGCCCUGCGCCAACCACAAGAUGCAUUUGUACCUGGGCGCUGCCAGAGUGAAAGAGGGCGCAGAGGUCACGGACCACAGGUUCUUCAUCCGCGUCAUCAUCAGGCAUUCGGACCUGAUCACCAAGGAAGCCUCCUUCGAGUACCUGCAGAACGAAGGCGAGCGGCUGCUUCUGGAGGCCAUGGACGAGCUGGAGGUGGCGUUCAACAACACCAGCGUGCGCACCGACUGCAACCACAUCUUCCUCAACUUCGUGCCCACCGUCAUCAUGGACCCCUCUAAGAUUGAGGAGUCAGUGCGGUCCAUGGUGAUGCGCUACGGCAGCCGGUUGUGGAAACUCCGCGUGCUCCAGGCUGAGGUCAAGAUCAACAUCCGCCAGACCACCACCGACCGCGCCGUUCCCAUCCGCCUGUUCAUCACCAACGAGUCAGGCUACUACCUGGACAUCAGCCUCUACAAAGAAGUGACCGACCCCAGAUCUGGAAACAUCAUGUUUCACUCCUUCGGCAACAAACAAGGGCCCCAGCACGGGAUGCUGAUCAAUACUCCCUACGUCACCAAGGAUCUGCUCCAGGCUAAGCGAUUCCAGGCCCAGUCCCUGGGUACCACCUAUGUGUAUGACUUCCCGGAAAUGUUCAGGCAGGCUCUUUUUAAAAUGUGGGGUUCCCCGGACAAGUACCCCAAAGACAUCCUGACAUACACCGAACUAGUGCUGGACCCGCAGGGCCAGCUGGUGGAGAUGAACCGACUUCCUGGAGGAAAUGAGGUGGGCAUGGUGGCCUUCAAAAUGAGGUUUAAGACCCUUGAGUACCCAGAAGGGCGCGACGUUAUCCUCAUCAGCAAUGACAUCACCUUCCGGAUAGGAUCCUUUGGCCUUGGAGAAGACCUUCUGUACCUGCGGGCAUCCGAGAUGGCCCGGGCAGAGGGCAUCCCCAAAAUCUACCUCGCUGCCAACAGUGGGGCCCGUAUCGGCCUUGCAGAGGAGAUCAAACACAUGUUCCAGGUGGCUUGGGUGGACCGGGAAGACCCCCACAAGGGAAUUAAAUACCUGUACCUGACUCCCCAAGACUACACCACAGUCAGCUCCCUGAACUCCGUCCAUUGUAAACACGUCGAGGAAGAAGGAGAAUCCAGGUAUGUCAUCACGGAUAUCAUUGGGAAGGAGGAUGGCCUGGGCGUAGAGAACCUGAGGGGCUCAGGCAUGAUUGCUGGGGAGACCUCCCUGGAUUAUGAUGAGAUUGUCACCAUCAGCUUGGUGACCUGCCGAGCCCUUGGGAUCGGGGCCUACCUGGUGAGGCUGGGCCAGCGAGUGAUCCAGGUGGAGAAUUCCCACAUCAUCCUGACAGGGGCAAUGGCUCUCAACAAGGUCCUGGGCAGAGAGGUUUACACAUCCAACAACCAGCUGGGCGGCGUGCAGAUCAUGCAUUACAAUGGUGUCUCCCAUGUCACCGUGCCGGAUGACUUCGAGGGUGUUUGUACCAUCCUGGAGUGGCUGUCCUAUAUGCCAAAGGAUAAUCGCAGCCCUGUCCCAAUCAUCACACCCACUGACCCCAUUGACAGAGAGAUUGAAUUCCAGCCAUCUCGCUCACCCUAUGACCCCCGGUGGUUGCUUGCAGGAAGGCCUCACCCAACCCUGAAGGGAUCCUGGCAGAGUGGAUUCUUCGACCAGGGCAGUUUCAAGGAAAUCAUGGUGCCCUGGGCCCAGACCGUGGUCACGGGACGAGCAAGGCUGGGGGGGAUCCCCGUCGGAGUGAUCGCUGCAGAGACACGGACAGUGGAGUUGGCUGUGCCCGCGGACCCUGCCAACCUGGAUUCCGAGGCCAAGAUAAUCCAGCAGGCCGGCCAGGUGUGGUUCCCAGACUCGGCCUACAAGACGGCGCAGGCCAUCCAGGAUUUCAACCGGGAGAAGUUGCCCCUCAUGAUCUUUGCCAACUGGAGGGGCUUCUCCGGUGGCAUGAAAGACAUGUACGACCAGGUGCUGAAGUUUGGAGCCUACAUUGUGGAUGGCCUCCGGAAGUACAAACAGCCUGUCCUGAUCUACAUCCCGCCCUGCGCGGAGCUCCGGGGAGGCUCCUGGGCGGUCAUGGACACCUCCAUCAACCCACUGUGCAUAGAAAUAUACGCGGACAGAGAGAGCAGAGCGAGUGUUCUGGAGCCAGAGGGAACAGUGGAGAUUAAGUACCGGAAGAAAGAUCUGGUAAAGACCAUGAGAAGAAUCGACCCAAUUUACCAGAAGCUUGUGGAACAGCUAGGAAUGUCUGAGCUCUCCGACAAGCACCGCAAGGAGCUGGAGGGCCAGCUGAAGGCCCGGGAGGACCUGCUGCUGCCCAUCUACCACCAGGUGGCGGUGCAGUUCGCCGACCUCCACGACAAGCCCAGCAGGAUGUUGGAGAAGGGUACCAUCUCUGACAUCCUGGAUUGGAAGACCGCCCGCACCUUCCUGUACUGGCGUCUGCGUCGCCUGCUGCUGGAGGACCAGGUCAAGCAGGAGGUCCUGCAGGCCUGCAGCGACCUCAGCCACGUGCACGUCCAGUCCAUGCUGCGCCGCUGGUUCAUGGAGAUGGAGGGGGCCGUCAAGGCCUACCUGUGGGACAACAACCAGACGGCAGUGCAGUGGCUGGAGCAGCACUGGCAGGCGGGAGAGGGGCUGCGCUCCACCAUCCGCGAGAACAUAGAGUACUUGAAGCGAGACUCUGUCCUCAAGACCAUCCGAGGCCUGGUUCAAGAAAACCCCGAGGUGGCCGUGGACUCCGUGGUGUACAUAUGUCAGCACGUCAGCCCGGCCGAGCGGGCCCAGAUCAUUCACCUCCUGUCCACCAUGGACAGCCCGGCCUCCACCUGACCCCGGUCCUGCUGGCCACUUGCAGGUCCACGGGCAAGAGAAACCGCACGGAUCUGCUGACUGCAGGCCCUCGCCUGCACCUUGGGAAUUCGCUUUUUAAAACUGCUGCAAGGCUGCUGACCCCCAAGUCGCUCCUGUUUCAAUAAAAGGCUCAGAAGUGGCCCCUUCCAAGCAGAAAUCACCUCCUCUCCAUUGUUGGCAAGUCUGUGUUUUGUCUCUUAAGACAUUUUGCUGCGUCACUGAAUUGAAUUGAACCCAGACACCCCAGUUUCCAGCCACUUUCCGGUGCCUGCUUUGUGGGAUCCAGGUGUUCUUUUUAGGCUCAUUUUAUAUCAGAGCAUAGAAUCUUAUUAUUUUUACUCUGAGACCAGCUCAUGAUGUAAUCAUCUUAUAGCAGCAUAACAAAGCAAGAAAAAUAGAGACAAGACAAGAGAAAACCUAUUUUUGUAAUGGUGCUUAUUCGGAUCCUGUUGCGUCACCCAGGAAAGGGUAUGAAUGAUUUUUUAUUAAGAGCGUAAAAUGGUAUUUUGCUCCCCACGUGGCCCCUAGUAGUGAGUCACUAGCAGCGUCCCAUUACCAGGCUUAGUUCUCUCAUUAGCAGAGAAUUGCAUAGCCGUAGGUUCAAGGGCAUUGGGAGACUUCUUUUAUGUGAUUCACAGCCCUCUGCCUGCCCCUUCCCUCCGAGGAGGAGAGGACGAACCCUCCCAUGUCCUGGAGGGUGCAUGAAGAGGCAGGCAUCCUCCAGCCCAGGUUGGGAGGACAAAGAAGAGAAGGAAAGCCUUCUCCAAACUCGCAGCCCAUCUUGCUCACAGGUGUCACCACUGUGCUUGCUAUCACCUGCCUUGCAGGGCCCUUCGGGUCACCUUCACUGUUUCGCCUCUUGCCUCAAUGUCCGUCGGUGGGAUCUGGCCCUGAUGGACAGAGCUGUUGGUUCCCGAGGACUGGAGCACGAGGACCACACUGAUUCGCUCAGGGAGGGUUUCGCGCUGCAUCCGCCAGUACCUGAAGGCCGCACAGCAUCAGGACCUGCGACCCUUCUGGCCCCGUCCAUCUGUCCCUGGGUGCCAGUGAUGGGAGGGAGUUGGCCACCCUCCACUGCUGUGAUGGGCAGUUUGAGGACACCAAACAUUACACCUGUCCAACCUGGAGGCCAGCGAGGUUGCCCGGGGAAGCCCCUACAAGCUGGGAUGCUGGAGGAUGUUUGAGGCCGUCGGCCAAUGACAGCUCUGGCCGAUGAAGGUGGUGUGGGUGCAGUGAGGGGUGGGAGAAAGAUAAAUUAGCCGUUGUCGCAUCCUGAGACUGGAGGGGGCAGGGAAGAGUCCAUGCUGCUUUGGGAACUGAAUGCUUUCUGUUGGGGGGAGGCCCUGCUGGUUUGGGAGGGAUGAUAAGUCGAUGACUAGCUGCUACCCAGGAACAGUGGGCGGAGGAACCUGCCGGGAAAUGUGUGGAAUGAAUAAUUUUUUGAAGGAAGUACUUUGACCUUGGCUUAUUUGGACCAGAGAAAGCAGGCCGCCUCACUGGGGAAUCACUGCCCAUUCUCCGACAACCACUGAGAUCUUGUGCAAGCCCCUAUCUCAGGAGGACAAAGCUCUGAUUUGACUUCCCCUCCCGAAGGCCACCGGGGGAGCGGGGGACCACUUCAUGCUUGCAGCUCAAUUUCAAACAUGGACGCAAGCUGCUGUCUGCCGGCAGCUGAACAGACUUUCCCUGAUGAGGUCGACUUUUCUUCCCUCGAGAGACUUAGCACAGGCGCCUCCAGGGAAGGGAGAAAGGAUCAGACCCCUGAGUGUGCACAGAGGCCUGGGUGGGCAGCCCGGGUCUAAACUGAAUGCUCAGGGUGACGGCAACUGGCUACCUCCAGUGCCCUGGCCUCGUCCCGUGCAAUCCCAUGAGCUUUUGAGGUGGAUGCUACAAUUCUGUCUACUUUCUGUCUCUCUGAACUUAGCUAUUCUAGGUGCCUCAUAGAAGUAGAAUCAUACAGUAUUUGUCUUUUUGUGACUGGCUUAUUUCAUUUCGUAUAAUGUACUCAAGGUUCAUUUAUGCUGUAGCAGGUGUCAGGAUUGCCUUCCUUUUUGAGGUUGAACAAUUCCAUCAUUAUAUAGAUCACAUUUUGUUUAUCCAUCAUCCGUCGAUGGACACUUGGGCUGCUGUGAAUAGUGCUGCUAUGAACAUGAAUGGCAAAUAUCUGUUCGAGUCUCUA